GUGGCGCCACGUGGCGCGCAUACUAUCGACGUCAGAAAAGCCGGGCAUUUCGCGCCUGUGCACCUUCUAGAUUGCAGUUGAGCAUCAAGGGGCUGGAGGAGGUAGUUUUGCUACUUAACUGACAUUUUUUAGGGAAUGGCAACGAUCACCGGGAACUGGCUGGUUAAGUUUGGCUCCAAGAUUAUCGCAGUUGGCCGCAACUAUGCAGCCCAUGCAAAGGAGCUUGGAAACGAGGUGCCCAAGGAACCUGUGCUGUUUCUGAAACCAACAUCCUCUUACGUACGGAAGGGCGGUGUUAUUGAGGUGCCUCCUGGAGUGGACUCCUUAGACCAUGAGGUGGAACUUGGCGUCGUCAUCAGCAAGAAGGGCCGGGAUAUUCCCACAGAAGUGGCCAUGGACCACGUAGCCGGUUAUGCUGUGGCCUUAGACAUGACAGCGAGGUCAAUUCAGAAUGAGGCAAAGGCGAAGGGCCUUCCGUGGACCGUUGCCAAGGGAUACGAUACGUUCACUCCAAUCAGCGAUUUCCUUCCCAAAAAGAAAGUUCCAUCACCAAACGAUCUUGAACUCUGGUGUAAGGUUGAUGAUACGCUGAAGCAGAAAGGAAACACGAAGGAUAUGAUCUUCGACAUACCAUUCUUGAUAAACUACAUCAGCAAAAUCAUGACAUUAGAAGAAGGAGACAUCAUUCUUACGGGGACACCGCCAGGAGUUGGACCCGUCAAGCCUGGACAGCAUAUCACUGCGGGGAUCACUGGGUAUUUGGAAAUGGGCUUCCCUGUCUGUAGCCGGCAGCAGCCGCAUGGGUAAUCGACACAAAGGAGACCGAAGAAGGAAAAAAAAAAAGAGAAAAAGGAUGCUGAUCAGAUUCAGUGGGUCAGUGGGCUGUGAAGAGCUGCUGGUAUGGGAACGACACAUGCAUUCGGCAUUGCUGCUCUGCACAUCAUCGUACGACAGAGAUUUGUUAUUCGGAUUGCCAACAUGCGGUGACAGUCCGUCCACCUCUUCGACAGAUCUUUGCUGGGACUAAAAUUGAAUCUGAGCCGCUCUUUCCUGACGCGGAUUUCUGAUGUGGAUUUUUCAGCGGCGGGGAGGUAAACAGAAUUGGCGCUGCAGUUGCCAUGAAUGAGAUCUGUUCCCAUUGCGAACAUGACCCCCUCUACUGCUAUGGAUUCAGAGGGCUUCCACAACAGGCCACCUCGGCAGAAGAUUUCUAAGCGCUUUGCUGGGACUAAACUACCAUGACUUCCUUUCGCAGAGGGCCUCCCUUUUCCUGACGCAGAGUUCACGCAGGUAAGCAACGAAUUGCCGUGGGCGCCGGGCAUGUUUUUUUGCUCGUUUGUUUUUUCCCCACCUGCAGCGGGCAACCAUUUAAGUCCGGCGGUAGGUGGAGUCCUGAAGCUCGCGGCGCGUUUUUGGCCAUGUCGGAACAAAAUAGGGGGAAAGCAGUAAGGAGUAAGUUACUGGUGGUUUAAAAAUUAAAAGUUGAAAGUUAAAAGUUAAAGAACAUGUUUGGGAAGAUUGAAUCGGGUGUUUUCGUACAUGUGCGCACGACGACCAACACUUUCUUGGUGUGAGGAAGAGCACACUUUGGUGCUUGGAAUUCUUUGCUCACAUUUGCUCAUUUGCAUCAAGAACAAGCGUGCACGAAGACACGUGCACGCAGAGUAUUGGGGCGUUUUGCCAGUUUGUACGAUUAUGCGGAAGGAUCAAAUCAUGUGUGUGCAGUGGUGAACUGGCAUUUGGGUGCUUGCACUGCAAACACACAUUUGCGCUGAGCAGUUGGUGUGUUCGUGGUGCCACGAACUUCGCACUUAAUUCCCUGCUCAGACACAUAUUCGCUACAAAUAUGACCACCACCACCCCCCCGCCCAUUUGUGUAUGCGUUGUCAUCCCACGUGUGCACUCUCACUAGGCCGGCAAAGGGCUUUCGACACUGUCCACCAACACACAGACAGGAAACAAGUGCUUUCAGCAAAGUGCAAACACGUGCGUCAAAUGACGGGGGCAUUUGAUGGUGUUGCAGCUUUUUUUACGAUUAUUGAUAAAAAAAAGGAAAAAGAAAACAGACUUUAUUGUGAUAUGAGUCAGCUGACUCAUAUGAGGCCAACAUCUCCUGUCUGUGCUGUUUGCUUUGGGGCUGAGUCUGCCAGCACCUCGAUGUGAAGACCGGGUUGCUAUCCCACACGUCUACUCUCACCUGGUAGGCAAAGGACUUCGCCGCAGUGGGCCGCCGCACGGGCAGGGAUUGGUGGAGUUCACAAGACGUCUUUGUGGGAUGAACUUCGCCGCAGUGGCCGCCGCAUUUGGUAGGGUCAUUGCGACGAAGUUGGCAACACAGUUAUUGCGGUAGGAGUGCACACACACCAUCUCUUCUCUUGUCUGUGGUGUUUGCUGGGCAAGUGAUGCAGCCAGCAGAGCUUGCACAGAGAAUUUGAAGUUGGGUACCGCUCUUUGUCGCAGAGGAUGGACAGCACAAGGACUCUUAAUGGCAUCUGAUGCUGUCAUAAUUGUAAGGACUCAGGAGUUUGGUGAAGAGGAUGAGCUUUUCUUUUCUUUUUCUUUGUCUUUGGAUGGCUACAGCAAAGUUAUGGGUGGUGUUAAUUGUAAACAACUU
Messenger RNA from Chara braunii, 2614 nucleotides. Lineage: Eukaryota; Viridiplantae; Streptophyta; Charophyceae; Charales; Characeae. The record is from the annotation of a GenBank genome assembly.